AUAGUUUAUAAGUGUAAGUGUAUUAUUGUUUAUAAUAAAAUAAAUAAUAAAUAUAAUAAUGGCCGUUAAAGAAAAAACAAAUGAACCAACAGAGGACUUUGAAUGGAAUGUUGAGAAUGAAAUUCAACUUUUUUUCGCAAUGAAUGGUCACAAACCUGUUGGUAUUCACAAAUAUUUUCACAUGCUUUGUAUUUGGGAAAAAUUUCGGACAGCCAUCAACAAAGAUGUGUCUUUAAAAGCUAUUUGGGAUCAUUUAGAAACAAUGUAUGACCUAGUUGCUCUGGAUGACACUGAAGACUUACCUUAUCUGAGCAGUGAAGUGGAUUUUACAUUACCAGAAUCCGAUUUUAUGGAUCUUAUGAAAAAUAAACAAAAAGACGAGUCUGAAACUAAAAAUAAGGAUAUUAAAGACAAAGGAAAAGAUAUUAAAAAAGAAAAAGAGCUCAAGGAAACUCCCAAAAGAGAAAUUAUAGCCAAAGAUCAAAAAACACCAAAAGAAGCUGAUAAAAAGAAGGAGGACUUGAAAAAAAUUGUCAAAGAAGUUGAGCAGAAAAAAGAUAAACAACGGGAAGGUAAAGAGGUUAAAAAAGACAAUAAAUCACUUAAAAAUCGUGGUAAAGGAAAAGAAGAAGUUGAUGAAUCAACUCCAGUGACGAGUAUUGCGAUUCAACCAGCCAAGAAAGAAAGAAAGGAUUCAGAUGCAAGCAGAGAAACGCCUAAGCGAGUACCCAAACGACCAACUAGGCAGAGCAUUGAUAAUGCUAAUAAAACGUCUUCGAGUCCUCGUGAUACCCCACCACCCAAAAGAAGGAGAACAUAAAAAGAUUUUUUUUUCUAUAUCAUUAUGCUAAUUAUCACUAUUCUUAUUUACAUCAACUCGUUCCUUACUUAACUAUUAAUCGAUUAAAUUAUGUAAAUAAAUCAUUUUAUAUGUUAUAAUAAAUAGGUAA
Cotesia glomerata is the source of this 950-nucleotide messenger RNA. RefSeq names its product MRG/MORF4L-binding protein (gene MrgBP). NCBI's taxonomy places the organism in Eukaryota, Metazoa, Arthropoda, Insecta, Hymenoptera, Braconidae. The record is from RefSeq and is a predicted model, not a curated record. Gene Ontology annotation, cellular component: nucleus; NuA4 histone acetyltransferase complex. Gene Ontology annotation, biological process: regulation of transcription by RNA polymerase II. The transcript has 4 exons. Bases 59 to 820 code for a protein of 253 amino acids.